UCACGUCAAGAACUCCACGGUUAGCCGAUCUCCGACGACAAAAUCCGAAGAACUCUAACGAUUCACUGAUCUCCGACGACAAAAUCCGGCGUUAUUUCUGCAUAUGAAUACAGAAGAAGAGAGGAGAAGUAAAUCAAUCAAAGACCGCUCUCUCGCAUCAUCUCUCUCUGUCUCAUUGGUGAGUCCUAGGUCUGGCAACAACAUCCGCCGCCGUUUCGUGAUCUUUUGUGUUAGCUUCAAUGGCAGAUUUAAAUAAACACGUAGAAAAGACGAAAUCACCGUCCUCCUUCUUCAACAGAUCGCUCACAAUCCACCACGAACACAGACCAACGGAUUCAACCCCCCAAAUCACACACCAUGAAUCCUUCCCUGAACCGAACCACCUCCAUAACCAAAUUCUACAACCCCGUCGAAACAGUAGUCGAAAAAUAACAAAGCCACUCUCAGUAUAUCAAGUAUGCAUCCACCAAUAAGAGGAGGUUUCCCCGCAAGAGCUACUGCCGAACGAGGUGGACCCAGUUCCGUGAAGAACACAAACCCAUGUGCUCCACCGGGAUUUCCACUGCGAAGCCUUGAUGAGCUAUUACAAGCACCUGCACGAAGAAACCAGCCAACUCUCCACCCUGAGAAGAAAGAUGGUGCUCUUUGGAUAUCAAUUGACAAUGAGGUCAAGUAUGAUAUAAAGAGAGCCUUUUCCAACGAUUUUGAUGGAGCUUGGUGGAAUCUCAGUGAGGUUCCUCAAGACCAGCAAGACAAGUGGUGGUCAGACUUUGUGCAAAAGUAUUACUGGGAUUCAGAGCACCAUAAUUUGGUGAAGACUCUUUGGACAAAGAAACUCAGGAGAAUGAUCUCAAACAACAUUAGCAAGGGAAAGACACACAACAAAAAGCCCACCUUUGUCUCUGAUAACAACUGGAAGUUGAUGUGGCGAUACUGGAACACUCCUCAGGCAGUGGUUCAGUUACCGGCAGAGAAGGCAUCACUGUGUGAACAAGAGAAGCUUUGCGCGUCUCCACUCUUAUCUCAGCUUGUGAUUGUGAAGUUGCAGGUUUCUGCAAAGGGAUGUGUUCAGUUACUGGAAGAGAAGGCACCACAGUGUGAAUAA
Messenger RNA from Eruca vesicaria subsp. sativa (arugula), 1105 nucleotides. The record is from the annotation of a GenBank genome assembly. Lineage: Eukaryota; Viridiplantae; Streptophyta; Magnoliopsida; Brassicales; Brassicaceae.